Messenger RNA from Aspergillus candidus, 746 nucleotides. RefSeq lists its product as uncharacterized. The record is from RefSeq and is a predicted model, not a curated record. The transcript has a single exon. Lineage: Eukaryota; Fungi; Ascomycota; Eurotiomycetes; Eurotiales; Aspergillaceae. Gene Ontology annotation, molecular function: 2 iron, 2 sulfur cluster binding. Bases 296 to 532 code for a protein of 78 amino acids.
CUUCAAGCAGUCAGAUGUAGAUGCCAUGGCCAUGUGACUUGGAUGUGGCCGCCGUUUGAGCACUCCAGCCUGUCUAUCCGAUAUUCAUUUCCCGGCGUCCUCCGUACUCACUAAACAUACAGCUCAACCGACGAGCGCAGUCGCUCAGAAACCGUCGUUGAAAUGGCCAUUCUUCUUCUUUGAACGCCUUGGCGCGCAGCUUUGCCCCCAAUUCGAUAAGAAAACCACUCCACCCCGUAUUGGCGGGUGUUCCCGACCCUUUUUGCUCCUCAUCUCCAUCGCCCAGCCACUCGAGAUGGUCUCCCCCAUUCCAUUAUUAAGAGGGUUUCAACGGCAUCUCAUGUUGGGCAAUGCGUCGUGCAGCCGUGGGGUCUGUGGUGUUUGUAUGGCAUCCGUGACUCAUGUCCGGAUCGGGACCCCGACUACCUCUCAACGUCACCCUCACCUAUCGAGAAAGACAGGGAGGAAAGCUGGAUUAUUUUACCAAUCUUGGCAAUUCCGACCCGUCCUCUUCAUGUUGAAUGGCUGUUGAGCCUGGAAGAGUCACGGACAGACGUAUGGCUCAAUUGGCCUGUGUUUGAAUGCAAUGCUACCUGGUGCUCCGGGCGCUCGAUUGAUCACAGUUCGAGGAGAGCCCUCGAGACGAGAUGUCUCGCCUAACGGGCCCGUGGCUUGAGCUAACCAGGGGGUAGGCAGGUAUUCGAAGAUGCUACUCGUAGAUGCGGAAUGUGGAUGCCAUCCUCGCG